Messenger RNA from Fusarium redolens, 1741 nucleotides. RefSeq lists its product as uncharacterized. NCBI's taxonomy places the organism in Eukaryota, Fungi, Ascomycota, Sordariomycetes, Hypocreales, Nectriaceae. The coding region runs from base 208 to 1542 and encodes 444 amino acids. The record is from RefSeq and is a predicted model, not a curated record. Gene Ontology annotation, molecular function: protein binding. The transcript has a single exon.
CUUCAGAAUCUGUUCCAAUAUAGAGAAUGUCACAGGACCCUUGAAUUGUCCAACUGAAAAGACCCUUGAAUGUUACAUAUCUUGAGAUUAGAGAUUGGCUAGGAUCAUGAUAAGCAUGUAAGUGACAGUCAAAGAAGUUAGGUACCCACUCAUGUACCUCUUUUUCUCGUCCAUCACCAUCUCGCAACUUGCAACUCAACUUACACCAUGAACAUGGAUGAUCCUGAAUCGGCAAUUGAAUCAGCGCCCUCACAUUCAGAGUUACAGCCGAAUGAUCUGCAGGACAAGGACAAGGACCAAGAUCAGCAGCAGAAAGCACCAUCAUUAAACCUCAUCGCUGAAAAUCAAAUCAUUCAGCCUGAUAAUGACAUAAACAACCAACAACCUUCAAUCAUCAAACAAAAUUACUACACAUCUGCGCAAUGGACUGCCGAUGGAACAUCACUCAUCGUAUCAUCUGCCAUCAACUCAAUAUCCACCUUUGUCCUCCCUGAAGAUCUCCUCGACCCAUCAGCUUCACGCCCUCGACAUCUCGAGUCUCAAUCCUCAAUAUCACUUCCUGAGCCUUCUCAAACGAUCAUCCCCGCGCCCUUCUACUCUCUAGCUGAGCCAACCUCGCAAACAGUCCUCGUAGGAUGUCGCGAUCACCCUGUCCAGCUCUACCAUCUCUUCCCUCCAGAUGAUGAUGGUCUUGCGUCGCGUUCUGCCCCACUUGCUUCGUAUAAAUUAAUACGCCGUGAAACAGAAGAGUAUAUCACGCCCUCGUCUAUCCUCUGGGAUGCACCUGGGACGCAUUUCCUCGUGGGCUCAACGAACCGGCUUGACUACUUUGACAUGACUCGACCAGGAUCAGAUGGUCCGAUACUUACUAUACCCACUAUCCCUUCUAAACGUCAUAUAUCGAAGGGAAAUGGAGUUGGUAUGAAGGGCACUGUCGCUGCUCUCGCUUCCUCGCCUGUGGAUGGUAAUGGGAGCUCUGUUAUUGCUGCGGGGACAUGGACGCGGUGGAUGGGAUUGUAUGAUGUGCAUCGCUCAGACAAGGUUAUUGCAAAUUGGUCUCUCCCUCGUUCUGAGGAAAUAAUAGGAGGAAUAGGAGGCCAGGGAAUUGUUCAAGUCCGCUGGAGUCCAUGCGGUCGUUACCUAAUCCUCAACGAGCGACAUGCCUCUGGUCUUAUUGUGUAUGACGUCCGCGGAACAGGCGAACUCCUCUGCACUCUUCGAGGUCGAAGUGCACCUACACAGCAGAAGAUGACAGUGGACGUCUUUUCUGGCGAUCCCUAUGCUGAGUUCCCAUCCUUUGAGGUCUGGGCAGGGACACACGAUGGUGGUGUUGCGGUGUGGGAAGGCGUUGGCUCUCAAGCCGGCGUUGUAGAUCCAUCAUGGACAUGGAAGCCCCAUGAUGCACCGGUAGGAAGCACUGCUCUACAUUCAAGCGGUUCUGUGGUCGCAACAUGCUCAGGAGGCUGGGGCUUUGGAGACUUGUCGGAAACUCAGACAGUGUUUGACGAGUCUAGUGUCAAGAUCUGGACUAUAGGAGGUUGACUUGAUUAAAACAUGGUAGGCUGAAUGAUAAUCACGAAAGCUGGUAAGACGUCACUCAAAGGAAUCCACAGUUAAGUAUAGGUUCAAGACGAGUAAGUAUUGGCUGUUCCGUUCAGCUUCCAACUUCGAGUUCCAAUUGACUACCAAAAAGACGAAAUAAAGACAUGAUAGAUGAAGGUGGACAAAAAGAUUCAAAAUA